CUUUUACCACAGGCUUUUACUUAGAAGUUAGUACUUAAAAGUGAGAAGGUAGAUUUAAUUUGGAUUUUACAUCGAUUUUUGUAUUUGUUCAUAAAAACUAAUGGUGGUUUUGUUAUUGUUUUGAAGUAAGAGAUAAUAGGUGAGAUAGAGGCGAAUAAGUUAAUAUCUUAUUCGCCCUAUCACAUUAGAGUGAUACAUUAUGCCGCAAAUUGACUUAAAUAAUGUUUUAUGUGUAUCGUGUUUGUGUAUAGGAAGACGAUUACAAAAACUAAGUGAAAGUUUAACUAAGUUUUAUAUGGAUGCUCUAUACGAAAUACCACUAUCCAAUGUGGACUGUAUAGAUCCAGUUGUGUGUUGGGAGUGUGAAGCAAUUUUGAAGAAAUGUCUAUCCUUUCGUGAGCAAGUUAAGGAUUCAUAUAGAAUUCUUCAAACUUACACAGUAGAGAACCUUAAUGAAUGUCUGCUUAGUGAUGUGUCUCGUCCACCAAGAUUAAUUGUUCAUAACAAUGAUGCAGUAAACAUAAACCCAUUUAAUGAAGUUAAAGUUAAAUUUGAAACAGAGAUACUAAAAACCGACACAGACUACCAAUUAUCAGAUACAGAUGACAUAAACAAUGAUGAGAUACAGACAGUUUUGUGCGAUAUUAAAAAUGAAUUUGUGUCAACAGAAGAUGAGAAAGACAGUCUUUCAAUGAAAAAUUUUGCUGACAUAAAAGAUGAAAAAACUGAUUUUGAUUUACUAGUAGAAAAGAGAGCUACUAAAGACAAUGACAAGAGAAAGUUAAACCGAGUAAGAGAUAAAGGGAGAAGCAAAAUUAAGGGUGAUUCAACCAAAUAUCCAACUUAUAAAUCCUUACCAAGACAAGUUAUACAUAGAAAUGAUCAAGUUCAAAGGACACCAGAGCUUAAAACUCAAAGGAAAAGAGUUCAAUGUGGCGAAUGUGAUAAAACAUUUAGUCAUCGUGCUGGUCUGAUGAAUCAUCGUAUUACAGUGCACGAAGCUCAAAAUGAAUUCCCAUGCAAAGUAUGCAAAAAGGUGUUCAGGUGGAAGACAAGUCUUAAACGACAUCUGGAAAAACACGCGGCGAAUACUCAAACUCCUGAAGCAUUUUGUUCUCUAUGUGGUAUCGGUUUUGGGAGUGUAGCAUCACUACAGCGACAUCUUAGAAACAGUUUGAAACAUGUGACGCCGGAUCAACUUAAAACCCAACAAUCAUCACAGGGGUCAGAAAAAAUUAGAGUAAAUAAUAAUAAAAGAGAACGUCAACAAAGAUACAGGGAGAAGAACAGAGACAAAUUGAAGGCGCGUGAAGCGAAAAGAAGAGAACGCAUCCAAUAUUCACAAAUUAUUGCCAGACCAUCUACCUCUUCAAACACGAAUAGACUAGAACUGAAAAAUGAAGAAAUAAUUACUGCUCAAAGUUCAUCUGGUUCGGAAAAAAUAGAACCAUCAUCCAUUCAAAGAAAUGAUCUAAAUGCCCUACAAAAAAAAAGAGAACGUCAACAAAGAUACAGGGAGAAGAACAGAGAUAAAUUGAAGGCGCGUGAAGCGAAAAGAAGAGAACGCAUACAAUAUUCACAAAUUAUUGCCAGACCAUCUACCUCUUCAAACACGAAUAGACUAGAACUGAAUAAUGAAGAAAUAAUUACUGCUCAAAGUUCAUCUGGUUCGGAAAAAAUAGAACCAUCAUCCAUUCAAAGAAAUGAUCUAAAUGCCCUACAAAAAAAAAGAGAACGUCAACAAAGAUACAGGGAGAAGAACAGAGAUAAAUUGAAGGCGCGUGAAGCGAAAAGAAGAGAACGCAUACAAUAUUCACAAAUUAUUGCCAGACCAUCUACCUCUUCAAACACGAAUAGACUAGAACUGAAAAAUGAAGAAAUAAUUACUGCUCAAAGUUCAUCUGGUUCGGAAAAAAUACGACCAUCAUUCAAAGAAAUUAUCUGAAUGCUCUCCAAAAAAAAAAGAGAACGU
This is a messenger RNA of Pieris rapae (cabbage white), 1972 nucleotides long. RefSeq names its product zinc finger protein 611. Gene Ontology annotation, cellular component: nucleus. The transcript has 11 exons. Gene Ontology annotation, molecular function: DNA-binding transcription factor activity, RNA polymerase II-specific; RNA polymerase II transcription regulatory region sequence-specific DNA binding; zinc ion binding. Bases 200 to 1945 code for a protein of 581 amino acids. Gene Ontology annotation, biological process: regulation of transcription by RNA polymerase II. NCBI's taxonomy places the organism in Eukaryota, Metazoa, Arthropoda, Insecta, Lepidoptera, Pieridae. The record is from RefSeq and is a predicted model, not a curated record.